AUGGAUUCAUUUGAUGGGGCUAUUUUAACCAUAUUUGCUUUAUUAAUCACAAUUUAUUAUAAAUUUGAAGCUAUUAAAGCUAUCUUAUACGAUGAAACUGAAGAAAGUCUUGGCGCAAUCUCUAGUAGUGGUUCUAGGGAAAUUACUACCGUGAUCCAGGAAAAUGACAAGAAUUAUAUUGUAUUUUAUGGUACACAAACUGGCACUGCAGAAGAUUAUGCAAAGAUGUUUGCUAAAGAAUUAGUUGGUAAGUUUUCUUUAAAAGUAAUGUGUGCAGAUGUUGAAAAUUUUGAUUUUGAAACAUUAAAUGAAUUACCUAAGAAUGUUAUGGUAUCAUUUUUUAUUUCAACUUAUGGUGAAGGUGAUUUUCCUGAUAGUGCAGUAUCGUUUGAAGAAUUUUUACUUGGUUUAGACGAAUCUGAACAAAGUUUAAAUAGAUUAAGAUUUACAAUGUUUGGUUUAGGUAACUCUACUUAUGAAUUUUUCAAUAAUGCCGCUAAGAAAGCUACAAAGAAUAUGAUUAAUAAUGGUGCAACUUUAAUCGGUAACCUUGGUGAAGGUGAUGAUGGAACAGCUACUACUGAUGAAGAUUAUUUAGCUUGGAAGGAAUUGAUACUAGAAGACAUUAAAGAGGCUUUAUUAUUACAAGAACAUGAACAGGUUUAUGAACCUUCUAUGAGAUAUGAUACAUUAAUUGCUAAUAAUGUAGAUAUGGAUACUGUGUCUCUUGGUGAACCUUCUAAACAUUACUUACCUUGUAACAAAUUACCAUUCAAUAAUCAGUUAAAUAUUCAAACUGGUCCAUUUAAUCAUAACUUCCCAUAUUUGGCUCCGAUUGUUAAAUCUAAUGAAUUAUUUGGUAAAGAGGCAGAUCGUAGUUGUGUUCAUGCUGAAUUCGAUAUUUCAGGAUCUAAUAUCAAAUAUUCUACAGGUGAUCAUUUAGCUGUUUGGCCUUCAAACUCUAAUGAAGCUAUUAAGAAAUUUUUAUUAGCUUUUAAUUUAGAUGAAGAUGAAAUGUUUACUUUAAAACCAUUAGACUCCACUGUCCAAUUACCAUUCCCAUGUCCAACUACUGUAAGUACAGCUGUUCGUUAUUAUAUGGAGAUUACAGGUCCAAUUUCAAGACAAUUUUUUAACUCCUUAAUUCAAUUUGCUCCAAAUGCAGAUAUUAAACAAAAAUUAUCUCAGUUAUCAAAAGAUAAGAUCUUGUUUGCUGAAAAUAUAACUUCAAGAUGUUACAAUAUUGCUGAUGCCGUGCUACAUUUAUCUGAUAAUCAACCUUGGAAAACUGUUCCAUUUGAGUUUUUAAUUGAAUCGAUCCCACCAUUGAAGCCUCGUUAUUAUUCCAUUUCUUCUUCAUCAAGCACUGAAAAACAAAUGAUUCAUAUUACUGCUAUAGUUGAGAAGAAUAUUGUAAAUGACGAAUCUUCACCUGUUCUAAGUACUUAUGGUAUGACUACUAACUUAAUUAAACAUAUUGAAUGCAGUCAAAAUUUCGAAGAGAAAACUACCGAUCAAUCAGGGGUUAGUUUCAACCUAGAUGGACCUCGUGAUUUGUUCCAGGAUUAUAAGCUUCCUGUAUUUGUCCGUCGUUCUACUUUUAAAUUACCUUCCAAUCCAAAGACCCCAGUUAUUAUGAUUGGCCCAGGUACCGGUGUUGCUCCGUUCCGUGGGUUCAUUAGAGAAAGGGUUAAAUACCUUGAAGCACAAAGUAAUUCCAAUGUUAACUUAGGUAAACACUUAUUAUUUUAUGGUUGCCGUAACGAUCAAGAUUUCUUAUAUGAAAAAGAAUGGCCAGUCUAUGCUAAUACUCUUGGAGAAGCAUUCCAAAUGUUUGUCGGUUACUCGAGAGUUCCUGACGCUCCAAAGAAAUAUGUUCAACACUUAUUAAGAGAACAACGGGAACAAAUCAUGUCUCUAUUGAAAGAAGGUGCAUUUAUUUACGUUUGUGGUGAUGCUAAGGGGAUGUCACAAGAUGUUCAUGCUACUUUAGUAGAUAUCGUUGCCGAAGGUUUAACUAUAUCCGAAAAUGAAGCCAUUGAUAUGUUAAAAGUAUUCAAGACCACUGGUAAGUACCAAGAAGAUGUUUGGUGA
Messenger RNA from Maudiozyma saulgeensis, 2094 nucleotides. The record is from the annotation of a GenBank genome assembly. Lineage: Eukaryota; Fungi; Ascomycota; Saccharomycetes; Saccharomycetales; Saccharomycetaceae.